GGGCCGUGCCCGCACCCGGCAUGGCGGCCGGCGGCUUCGGCGCCGCUCCCGUCUCGUCCUCUGGAGGCAGGGAGCGGGCUGCCGCCUGCCCGCACUCGGCAUGGCGGUCAAGGGGGCCCGGCAGCGGCCGAGGGCAGGAGGAGGAGGAGGAGGAGGAGGAGGCAGCGGCGAGUCGGGCCGGCCGCGCUCGGAGGCGGAGGAGGCUCGGCUGGAACCACCUGGGAGCAAAGCAGGACAAGUGUGGGCCCCUGAAGGAUCAACGGCAUUCAAGUGUCUCAUCUCCGCCAGGUUCUGUGCAGCUCUCCUGAGCAACAUCUCAGACUGCGAUGAGACGUUCAACUACUGGGAACCAACACACUACCUCGUUUAUGGGAAGGGGUUUCAGACGUGGGAAUACUCUCCAGCCUAUGCCAUCCGCUCCUAUGCUUACCUGUGGCUUCAUGCCUUACCAGCGCUGUUCCAUGCUAGAGUUCUACAAACUAAUAAGGUUCUUGUCUUCUAUUUCCUCCGAUGCUUCCUGGCGUUCCUGAGCUGUGUUUGUGAGCUCUACUUCUAUAAGGCUGUGUGCAAGAAGUUUGGACUACAUGUGAGUCGGCUGAUGCUGGCCUUCUUAGUUCUCAGCACGGGGAUGUUCUGCUCAUCUGCAGCCUUCCUCCCCAGCAGUUUCUGCAUGUACACCACAGUGAUUGCCAUGACUGGCUGGUACAUGGACAAGACCUCUGUGGCAGUGAUGGGCAUAGCUGCUGGAGCCCUUGUGGGCUGGCCCUUCAGCGCAGCGCUUGGGCUUCCUAUUGCCUUUGACUUGCUAAUACUGAAGCAGAGGUGGAAAAGCUUCUUAAACUGGUGUGUGGUGUCGUUGAUCCUGUUUUUGGUGCCCCUGGUAGUUGUGGACAGCUAUUACUAUGGGAAGCUGGUAGUUGCACCCCUCAACAUUGUUUUGUACAAUGUCUUCACCUCUCAUGGACCUGAUCUCUACGGUACCGAACCCUGGUCCUUCUAUUUCAUCAAUGGCUUUCUGAAUUUCAACGUGGCAUUUAUUUUGGCGCUGCUUGUGCUACCGCUGACUUAUCUGAUGGAGUGCCUGCUUCAGAAAUUUCAUGUUCAGAAUCUGGGCCGUCCCUACUGGCUGACGCUAGCUCCUAUGUACAUCUGGAUCGGCAUCUUCUUCAGUCAGCCCCACAAAGAGGAGAGGUUUCUCUUUCCCAUCUAUCCCCUCAUAUGUCUCUGCAGCGCUGUAGCUCUGUCUGCUCUUCAGAAGUGUUACCACUUCGUAUUCCAGCGCUACCGCCUGGAGCAUUACACAGUCUCCUCCAACUGGUUGGCUCUGGGGACUGUUUUUCUCUUUGGCCUUUUGUCACUGUCACGCUCAGUUGCCUUAUUCAGAGGCUACCAUGGGCCUCUGGACCUGUACCCAGAAUUUCACAGGAUCGCUACUGACCCGAGCAUUCACACUGUGCCAGAGGGGAGACCAGUUAACGUCUGCGUGGGAAAGGAAUGGCACAGAUUUCCAAGCAGCUUUCUCUUGCCAGAAAAUUGGCAGCUCCAGUUUAUCCUGUCGGAGUUCAGGGGCCAAUUACCAAAACCCUUUGCCAAGGGACCAAUGGCCACACGAAUCAUUCCCACUGACAUGAAUGACCAGAACAAGGAAGAGCCAUCUCGAUACAUUGACAUUUCAAAAUGCCACUACCUGGUGGACUUGGACACAGUGGCUGAAACCCCGAGGGAACCGAGGUAUUCCUUGAACAAAGAAGAGUGGGUGACCAUUGCCUACAAGCCAUUCCUAGAUGCUUCCAGGUCCUCAAAGCUGCUGCGUGCGUUCUACAUUCCUCUCCUCUCAGAACGGUACACAUGGCAUGCAAACUACACUAUCCUGAAAUCCAGGAGGUCGAAGCAAACGAGGAAAAAAAUGGGAGGCUAGGAGCACUCCUGUGUAACAAAACCAAAAGCAUGUGCUGACACUCUUGGACAGCUACAGAAGCAUUCUUCAGUUCCUUUUCUGAAAGAUUAUGCUUGUAAGAUUUACUAAUAAAGAUUUACCAUGAAGUGAUUUGCUCUGCAA
Molecule: messenger RNA, 2059 nt
Organism: Anas platyrhynchos (mallard)
Lineage: Eukaryota; Metazoa; Chordata; Aves; Anseriformes; Anatidae
Gene: ALG9
Product: ALG9 alpha-1,2-mannosyltransferase
Biological process (GO): protein N-linked glycosylation
Cellular component (GO): endoplasmic reticulum membrane
Molecular function (GO): alpha-1,2-mannosyltransferase activity
Source: RefSeq, a predicted model, not a curated record